Molecule: messenger RNA, 5723 nt
Organism: Homalodisca vitripennis (glassy-winged sharpshooter)
Lineage: Eukaryota; Metazoa; Arthropoda; Insecta; Hemiptera; Cicadellidae
Product: midnolin homolog
Exons: 6
Coding region: 134-1375 (413 amino acids)
Cellular component (GO): nucleus
Source: RefSeq, a predicted model, not a curated record
AUCUCAAUUUUUUUUUCACAGACAAUUGAGGGAGGGAACAGUACAAGAAAAUCAACUUGUAGAUGGCAGCAGGCUGACUCUUCUACCUAGCGUUGAAACAGGACUUCUGGCCCAAAGACCUGAACAGAGUGUUAUGCAAGCCUUAGAAAGCCUGAAUGACUCACAGGUGAACGAUUUCUUAUCAGGAAAAGCGCCUCUGAACCUGACAAUGCGACUGGGUGACCAUAUGAUGCUUAUCCAACUCCAAUUGUCCACUGUAACCCCCAGCAGCAGUUCAGGCAGUUCCAGUUCUUCCAAACGUUCCUCCAACUUCAAGUCCGUACCAUCCACAUCGGGCAAACACUUGACCAAAUCACUAGGCACAUCAGACCCUCUCGCGUCUCUAACGUCUAUCGUCAACAAGUCUAUAGAAGGUCCUUCUACCAAACUGAGAGAAAAACAAAUUGCUGCCAAACGUAACAGUUUUUUAGCGCUUCUGGAUUCGCAAAAACCGGAACCGGAAGUCUCUUCGUGUUUACCUGAAGAAUCAAUUAAAUCUUCUGAAGAAACUGUGACAAGUUUUGUUCCGGUAGCGAAAGUGGAGAGUUCCGACAGCGGAGUUUCAAUGGAUGUUGAUAGUGCGGUGGUGAAAAGUUUAGCGGAGAAUGCGGUGACUGGUGGUGCGUGCAAGUGCGAUAGUAGUAGCUCUCAACGAGCAGGUGUGUCCGCAACUAAACCCAUGUUGGAUACUCGAGCCCUAGCCGAAGCUUCUCGGAAUCUCACCCAAACACUGAAACAGUUGUCGUCUGAAGUGCUCACCUCUAAAACAGAUCCCAUCGAAGAUGCGAUAGGGAGCAAGCGGAGGCAGGGAGCCAUCAUCGAAAGUAUGCACCAUCACGGGAAAGGCGUUUACUCAGGAACAUUUUCAGGAACUUUGAAUCCUGCGUUACAAGACCGGUUCGGACGACCGAAGCGUGACAUCAGUACCAUCAUCCACAUCCUCAACGACCUGUUAUGUGCGACGCCACAGUACCGCAACUCUCGCCCUGGCACCCUGAGCCCUCUGUCUCCAGAGAAACCACUGCCUGCGCCUACCUCCACACAGACCACCUCCACACAGACCCACACAGGUGACAUGUUGAGUCCUGCCUGCGCGUCGACAGCUGUGUCAGACUCAGUAGAGAACCAGGCGACUCGUGACAAGAUGGAGCGAUUGCGUUUGAUCAUGGAAGAGCGACGCGAACGUCGUCGUGCAGCACGCAGCCGCCCUUACCCGCGCACACUUACGCCGACACGCAAACACACGCAGUGGUCUGCAAAGUCCGAGACACAGCUGCCGAUGGACACCGAACUCUGUGCCCAACCAGAUGUUACUCCUGAACCCGUUAUAGCUUAAGGUUUAGUGUUAUUAUUAUAUAUGCAGGGUUUUGGUAGCACCCGUAACUGUAGCUUCAAUAUAAACAAGAGAUUUCCAUUACCAACGACUGGCAACAUGUAUUAUACACUUUUUAAACAGUACAAAAUCCUAGUGGACUCUACCUAAUAUUUCUGUAAUUGGUAAUAUUAAUUGUUGCUAAAAAUUUGUUUUGUUUACUUAUUGUAUUGUUGUUAUUGAAGAUUUGCUUUUACUUGUUUGAAAUAGGUUUUCCGGUAAGCAGAUAUUUUAAAAUUAAUAUAUUUUCGUAUUCAGUUCCUGUGAACUAUUUGUUGUAAUAUCGUUUUGACACGACUGGUAACUUAUUAGUUUUAUUGGGUUUGGUGAUUUUUAUAAAAGGAUGUUAUUUAAAAAGAGAAAUAUUUCAAUUGAUGAACUAUAUUAUUGAAGUUAGUGAUUAAGUUAUGUACCAUUUUGAAUAUGUAUGUUUAAAACAGUAUGUGUGCGUUUUUAAAUUAAAACAUUUUAAUGCUGUUAUUAGUUUAAUUGACGUAAUUUUUGUUCUAUAAUGAUCUGUGGUACCAAGGUAUCUGUUUACACAUUUAAGAGGAAUUCUUCAUUAAUGGAGUUCCAAAAAUUCUGUUUUUUUUUACAUAGGUCGAAUAUCAAAAAGUAAGUUUUCUGUAUGUAAUCACAGAUGCAAGUGCAAUGAACAAGUAACCAUUCAUUCCACCGAUGUGAAUGAUUCUACGAGUGCGAUGUAGUGAUUCUGGGGCCAUUUUUCUAAUAAAUUAAGACCUAAUACACUAUUUGGAGAGCCUGUUAUGUGUUACUCAUUCAUUCCACUUGUACACUGUAACAAUCUAUAAAUGAUUCUCAUCUAGACAUUUUUUAAGAAAACAAACUUUCUUAAAAAUGUUUGGUUGUUGUAAUUAAUAUGAAAGCGUUAACAGUUUCUACCUAUCAUAUACCUAUUGAAUUAUAAUACCCUGUCUUUCAUCUAAAUCGGUGAAACAACUGUUUACUGCAAAACAAUAAUUAAUGCUGGAUUGAGAUAAAAUUCAGUAUUAUUUAUAUAGUUUUUUAAACAAGAUCGAUACAAAAUACUUUUUGAUCGUUUUUUUUUACUGUCUGUGAUUUAUUUAUACCACAUAUUUUGGUAGGAGCUUUUAAAAACGUAUAUGUUUAAUUAAAUACAACGUUAAAUAAAGUUUUGUCUCCUUUUCAAAGUAAGGAGACGUAAAAUAAAAAUUAUUUAACUAGAAUUCCUUGUAUAUGUCACAUUUUGUUCUUCGGGGUAAGUUUUAUUUUACUCAAAGAUCCUCAAAUGUAAUCAAAUAUCAAACAAAUAAGUGUUGUACUAGGAUUAUCAUUUUAGACCUUGGACAAUCCUAAUCCAAGAAAAAGAAAUUAGUUUGAUUUUGCAAUACACCAAGUUUAUUGUACCACUCAAAGUAGUCUUUUGAACCUCAUUUGAAAUGUGUUUCAGAAAAACUAAACGUGUGAUUCUUUUUUACAAUUAUGACCUAUUCUUGACUUGUUUCAUUUCUUUUGAAGAUAUUUUGGCUAUUAUUGUUACGGCCCAUAUGUUUUGUUUAAAAUAUAGAAUAAGAAGUGAUAACUGACUCAUGUUAUACAAUAUAGCUUAGCUAGUUGUAAAUUUAUUUUAAGCUGACAUGUACCAACCCAACAGUAGAGUGAAGUCAAAGACAAGGAGAUUUUGUUGUUAUUGAACCAAGAAUUGUAGAGUGAAUAGUUGGACUGGUCUGUUGACAUUAUCAGAUGUAUCUGUAUAGAUAACGAAGGUAUUCUAUAGAAGAUAAACUACAAUGUGAAAACUAUUUCUAAAUGUGCUUGUAAUAUAGCUUGAAUUUUUAGCCAACUUUGGAUUGUGGAAUCAAUUUGAUACUUAAGGCUGAUUAUUUAAUGUACAUAGUAAGGAAAUUUGUCCUGCUGUCUUAGUAGUAUAAUCGGAUGAAGUGAGUAGAGAUUCUGUGUUUCCUGAGUUGAUCUCUCUUUACUUUAUUUUUUCUGAUUUUAUUGAUCAUUGUGUUCAUUUCUUUUUCUCUGUAAGGACCUUGUUUGUUACUCGCGUUGAUUGGUGUUGAAAUUUCUCAAUACUCCUAUUUUACUUUUUUUGUACACCACCUUAAACAUAUCUGUUACUCAGCGUGGCCUAAUAUAAUUUUGUGUUGAAAUAAUUUGUAUAGUUUUAUUAAGUUGUUUAUACAUUUCUUGCAGAUAGACGGUGUUAUUCAGUUAAAAACAAAAUGUUAUGAGUGAAACCUUGUUUUGAUCUUCCUUCAGUCACGUGUUGUGUUGGAAUUACAUAGUUACUUAUAGCAGUUUGCAAUAGUAUUUUUGAAUAUUCAAAUUAAACGACUCUUAGGUAGGAGAAAAACCCUUUAAAUUUGAAUUGGUAAUAUUGUACCAUUUUAUAUUUAAGAUAAUGUAAACGUUUCAUGUCUAAGUUAAUUUUUGUUUUGAUUUCUUUCCUGGUAUACUACUUUGUUAAUUUUGAAAACCACUAAUAUUUCACCACUUAACAGUGAAAUUUUCUGAUGAUUUGAAGUACAAGGUUUAGAACUCAUUCGAAGAAACAAAAUUAAUAUUUUGUUUGAAAUUUGUUAUUGAAGAUGGAAGUUUUGAAAGGAUAACAGGAUUUUGGACAUUUGCCACUGUUACAUGUAUAACACGUGUGCUAUACAUUUUGUAACGUACAACGAUAAAAUUAAUGAUAGAUGGAUUAGUGUAAGAAAGGGCUGUGUAGCCCUAACUUUGCUGGGUCAAAUAGAGUCCAUCUUUAAUUAAUUAGUGAGGUAAUCUAUAUAUUGCUUGUUUUAAAUUUUAGGAAGUGAUUAUUAUUCCAUUUUAAAUUUGAGGUGAUGUAAACAUGUUAAGUUAAAGUUGGUUUUUGUUUUUAUCGUUUCUGAGUGAAAUACUUGGAAAGUAACUGAACUGCCAUUAUUGAAGACCACCAAACUUAAUACUAAAUUUUGUGAUUCUGUUUGUGUACACAGUUUAAAAAACAAACUUAACGUUGGAUACAAGAUACAAACAUGUAUAUUCUCCAUUGAAAUUUACAUUAGGAAUUGCUCACUGUUUAGACAAGUUGUCUGUGUGCAGAGAACAGUUCAUAUACAAAUUAUAUGUAUCUUUUUUUCACUAAAACUUCACUAAAAUAAGUUUUGUUUGUUUAUAAUUAAAAAUAACAACCUUAGGUGAAAUUAAUAUCAGGUAUAGAUAAAUUGUAAACUUAUCUUAAGUUAUGAAAAUCAAGUGGAAAAAGUUAAGACAUUGGUCAAAUCAAAGUUAAAUUAUUUGCAUCAGCAUUGAAGGAUACAGAGUAGAUCUGUAUGUUUAUUAUGGUUUUGAGCUUUAUUGAAUAAUUAAAUAUUGGUAUAACUGAAUAUGAAGUGUGAAGCAUGAGCCGCGGGUAAUUCAUGGCAUUUUUUUUAUGUUUAGGGCAAGAAGCUUAGAAAUUGCACCUUUUCCUAAAAGGACGUUUGUACUGCUUCCUGAGUGACAGGAUAUUCAGGAUGGGUAAGGUUGAAGGUUGGGGUUAGGGGCCGCCUCCUGUCUAGAAGGUACAAACCAGCCAAAAAUGACAAGGCAGUUACACAGUACUAGGUGGCAAUCCCUAAUACAACACAAUCUGGUAGUUCUGCCAAUUUUACCUAGAUCGCUUACCGUUGACCUAAUAAACUAUCAAAUGCGAAAGUCCGCCAGCUUCAUGAGUCACCCACUUCGCAAUAUAAGAAAGAUUACCAAAAUUUAACAACACUCUGAACAUGUUAAUUCAUCAGUAAGGUACUUUAUGUGCUGUUUGUUUCUUUUUUUAGAGUUUGUUGUAUAAUACUCCACAUUCUAUACUAAUAGUUGAUAAAAUUUUCUUUACUUCUCAUUUACACCUGAAAUAAAUAAGCAACUCAAUAAACUUUUGGAAAUUAGCUUGAAAAACUGUUAAGUAUUCUACAUAAUGGAUAUUUGAAAUAGUAGCUUGCACAUUCUUAAUCUAAAUUAUUCUCUUGAUAAACACAUUUUCUUAAAAUUAAUGUAAUAGGUCACAAAAUGUGAGUUUAGACUAUAAUUUGCACGUGAUACCAAUAUCUGCAUUAUCCGUAUAAACAAGCUUUAGAAAGUGAGAACUUUAAAAAGUUAGGUUAAAUACAGUAAAAGUUUGAAUAUAUUUAGUUAGUUUAUUUAUUAUUUGUUUCUCUGUAUAAUUUUAAAAUUUUCAGAUAAAGCAUAAGUGGUGACAAGAAUUGCUGAGCAAGUCACCACAGUUUGCAGAUUACUAUAUUACUUAUUAAAAAUGUAUAAUGUUCGCUUUGUUACUUUUUGCUGAGAAAUUAAAGAGGGAACUUAA